Eruca vesicaria subsp. sativa (arugula) is the source of this 583-nucleotide messenger RNA. The record is from the annotation of a GenBank genome assembly. NCBI's taxonomy places the organism in Eukaryota, Viridiplantae, Streptophyta, Magnoliopsida, Brassicales, Brassicaceae.
AGAAAGUGAGAUAAAUUUCCACAAUCUCCUCUACUUUAAUAUCUAUAUCUUCUUUCACGAUAAACCCUGAUCUUCGAAGAAAGAUCACAUACGGUUGUUAUAUAAACCAGACAAAGCUUUGCUUGAAGAAACAGAGCAGAAACAGAACACGUUUUUUCUUUUGUCUUUUAAGAUGGCAAGAAGACAACUCUUUCAACUUCGAAUUUUCUUGGUUUUAGCUUUUCUGUCUCUUUUGAUCGUCUUGAAGCCUGUCCUAGUUACCCCAAGAGCUGAGAAACCAAUAGACUCUAAAACCAAGGGACAAAAACUCAAUGAGAUUAUCCACCUGAGAAGAAUUGAAAGCGGUCCUAGGAGAAGAGCAAGGACACGGAGGUUGAUGAAUGUUGAGGAGAUAAACGAUUAUCCAGGGUCAGGCCCUAACAACCGCCACACUCCUCGGUCAUAUUGUCCUGAUUGCUAGUUAUAUUUUCUUGUAAUUUAGAGCACCUAUAAAAAUUGUAAUAUUCACUAUGUUAUAUGAUAUGUAUCAAGAUUUAACAUGAUGUAAUCCUAAUCUAAAGGGCUUUAUGAAGAUAUCAAAUAU